AUGGCACAAUCUUUUCUUUUAUUUCUUCUCUUGAAAUACUUAUUCUUAAAUCAUAAUCAUUUGAUGGCACAUAAAUGGUUAUAUCUUUUAAUCUCACUUUCUUUUCAAAAAUUACAUCUUCACUAUCCUUCACUUUAA
Messenger RNA from Hepatospora eriocheir, 138 nucleotides. The record is from the annotation of a GenBank genome assembly. NCBI's taxonomy places the organism in Eukaryota, Fungi, Microsporidia, Hepatosporidae.